GUUACACGGCGAUUUGUCAACGGCUCAAAGUUUGAUAAAUAUGGCGAUAUGCUUUUAGUAUGUGUCAACAAGAUCAUCUUUACUUGCAGUAUCAUAUAUUGUUUGAUUUUGUCGUAAUUGAUAUUGUUAAGCUAACUUUACGAAAUAUCUAUAUAAUUAUAUAUUGUAAACAACAGCCAGUGGUGAUACUGAUAGGACAUUUAACAAAACCAUAGGGCACUUUCACUUCGUUCUACAGCUCCCUAACUUUCAGGGUUCAUUCGUGUUUAUUUUCAUGGUAGUUUUAACGUUAGGUUUAUUUUGAACAUUGAAGACAACGACAACAUUAUUCACCAGGGCAGGAAGAGCUAACGUCGCGUCUUAGGGGCUGAAAAUUCACAGGCAUUACUUGUUCACUGUUGGUGAACAAACUGAGAUUUUCACAGUAUAAUGAAGAACACUCAAAAAUCCAGCACAAUGAAAAAAGAAAAUACAGCAACCAGUUCCUCAUCUAAAGGAUCUAAAACACCCUCUUCUGGUGGAAGUUACGGCACUGGACGUUCAAGUGAAACUCCUAGAGCUGGAGUAGAGAGGAGUGCAACAACAGGCUCUUUAGUUGGAAAUCGUAAAACCUCGUCUUCUCAGAAACAUAGCAAUAAAACACUUGCUGGUAGCCAGGACAGUUUGACAUCUUCGCAGGUCGCUCACACCAAAAGAAAGAUAUCCGUUCCAGUUAAAUCUUCCAGUCAGGCUGUUCUGGGGAGCCAGAAAGGGAAGGGUGAUACUGUUCCAAUUAAGUCAGUUAACAAAGAAAACAUCCAGACACCUAAUAGUGGACCAUCAGAGCAGAAAAGUAGCAACAGAAAGAUUCCUAGUGGGAACAUGCGUCGGGCAUUUAGCAAGGACAGCAUUGAUUCCAGUGGAAACAGAGAACGAGAAAAGGAAAAUCUAGGAGGAUCCCGACUCAAGAGUAAGAAGUCUAGCAUCGAAGUUACAGUCAGUCUUCUUGAGAAGGAGAAGAAUAAAUUAAAGCAUCAGGUAUCAGAACUUGUGCGAAACGCUGAGGGGAAAAAAGUGGAAAUAGCUGCAUUAAAGAUGGAAAAUAAGCGACUCAAGGAACAAAAUAAAGAAAUUAGAGACCAUCAUCUUUACCAAGAAACGGAGGCCCUUCAAGCAGAAAAUAGAUCUUUAAAGGAGCGUCUAGUGGAGAUGGGUGCCCCUCUUGAUCAGGUGACCUUGUCAGACAGUGAGAAGGAACAGCUUCUUCUGAGGAGGUCAGUCUCUGGAUCACUGGCCAGUUUAGAAGUUGAGAGUUUGAGAAAAGACGACAGUACAGUAGGUUCAGAUCAGACAAGUCCAGUUCCAGGAGCCUCUGAACAAGACACACUCAAAUCCAGAGGGGUAUGUAGUCCCGAUCAAGAGUCAGAAUCUGGAGAAGCUUCCGGAGUUACCCUUCCUCCUCCAGGACGUCCUUUGGCUGAGUGGGAUAAGAUGAGCAGUAGUAGCAUCAGCGAGAUGUCAUUAUCUUGCUUGCAGGAUCGUAUCAUGCAGAUGGAAGAAACACACUACAGCACCAGUGAAGAACUACAGGCCACCCUGCAGGAGCUGACUGAUCUACAGGAUCAGGUCACAGAACUCCAGCUGGAAAAUGAACAGAUGAGGAGUGAGAAAGCUGUAUUGCUCGAGUCACUGUGUUCCCAAACGGAGAAGCUUGAAGACUACCGAGAACAAGUGGAACAUUUCAAACCACUGCUUUUUAGGUUGUACGAAGAAGGUGCGGAAACUGCUCAGAGUGCUUCGGAGAGAGAGGAACACAUUUUGGUGCUUCUGAAGAAAACUCAUGCUCAAGUCGAAAGGUUGAUGGCAGAAAAAGAAGAACUGACAACGGCUCUCCAAGCAGCCAAAGAGGAAGCACAGGAGCAUCAGAGAGAAAGAGAGGUGCUUCAUGACCGACUUCGACUACUUAGUUCUACAGUAGAGAGUGUGAGAUCUGACAAACAGCUUCUGGACACGCAGCUCUCAGAAAGUCUGGAGCAGCUGGCGGCCAAACAAAUAGAAAUCGAUCAACUUAAGCUACAACUAGAAAGUCAGCAACAAAAAGUACGAGAGCUUCAUCGUGAAAGAGAUGCAAAUGCCACCUCCGAGCUUGAUGCCAUGCUAAGAGAGGCAAGAAAAGAUAAAGGAGAAGUAGAGGAGAAGGCAAUGAAGUUACAGGAACAGUUAGCUCUGAGUCAGAGAGAAACAGUGAGAGUAAAGGAACAACUAUUUCAGCUACAGGAAGAAACUAUGGUAAUAAAGAACAAUGCCAAGAAGGAAGUUUCUGACUUAAAGUACAAAGCAGAACAGUUAGAAGCCGAUAAAACAACAGUCCAGAAACGAUACGAUCAGGCAGAGUUGAAGUGCCAGCGCUACCUUGAGGAUAAACGCGAGUUAAAAACAACAAUCAGCGAACUGCAGAAGUCCUUAAAUGAAACCCAAAGCCAGUUGGAAGAGCUGAAGAAAAUGUUUGAUGAAACUAAGCACAAACAUGAAACAGAAACAGACGAAUGGAAACGGUUCCAGGAUGACCUGUUGACCACUGUCCGAGUGGCAAAUGACUUCAAGACUGAAGCUCAACGAGACAGAGAGAAAUUAGAGUCAGAGAACAAGAUGUUACAGGAAAAGACAGCUAAAUUAGAAGCUGAGAUGCAUAAGUUAAAGGCUAAGGAAGAUGGACACAUAUCGCCCCCUUCUCAGCAAAGAUCCAACUCAAUGCGAAGCAUAUCCAGUAAUAGUAGUCUUCCCGGUACCGAUGCAGCUGUUCUUACCUCGGUGGAGCGAGACUUGGCUGUUACACGGCGUCAGUUAGGUUCCGCCAAGUGGCAGGAUUAUCGCAAUGGCCCACAACUUUCAGUUCGUACCCUUAUUGAGUCUAUCGAGAGCGCUACUAAGCAAGCCAAAGGGCCAGGGAGCAGCCGCAGUUCUUCUACCAGUAGUCUCAACAGCAUUGCUUCUGAUAGCAGGCUUCCAGCUAAUUCUCUGAUUAUUGGAAACACUAGUGACAUCUUUGUAAAGCCUCCUCUUCGAUCAGUGGCAUCAGAUGCAACACUUAUGUGUGAUGGUAAGACUAAUGGUCAUACAGGUAGGUUACAGAAGAGUUCUUUUGUAGAGGGAACACCUAUCAUUCCCACAGAUUCUACAGGAAACACCUCGAGCAAAGUUUUGGGAGAAACUGAUACUUCAAAAUCUAGCAAUUCUCACCCUGUAUCCAUUCUGGCUAGUAAACUUGACCCUCUCAGGAGAAACAGCAGUUACAGUGAUUUAGCAGAGAAAAAGGACCCACUGUCAGCUUUAGUAAAAGGAGGAGGUUCCAAAAGGAAUGCACUCCUUAAAUGGUGCCAGAACAAGACCAUAGGGUACAAGAACAUUGACAUCACCAACUUCAGCAGUAGCUGGAAUGAUGGCCUUGCUUUUUGUGCUAUUCUACACACCUACCUACCUGAUUUAAUUCCUUAUAAUGAUCUGGAUAAUAAGGAUAAAAAAAGAAACUUCACCAUAGCUUUCAAGGCAGCUGAAUCUGUGGGAAUUUCUACAACACUGAACCUUAAUGAACUGAUCUCUUUAGAAAGGCCCGAUUGGCAGUCCAUCAUGGCAUAUGUUACGUCUCUGUACAAGCACUUUGAAACUUAGAAUUGUUAAUUACCUGUGCAAGCUGUGGGACCAAUCCUGAUGAAGAGUUUCUUGUGUUGGACUUCCUUACAACAAUGAAGACUUAAUUUUUUUGGAGUUGAAUAUGAAUGAUUUUUUUUUGUUUCAACUGCCAACUGCGUUCACCCACUGUUUUAAGUCCUUUUUUUUUUAUGUAUGUGUAUACUGACGUUUUCCAAGAUCAUCACAGUAAUGGAAAGUUUGAAACGUGUUAAGUGCCAUUUUAUUAAGGUGUUUAUGAUGAAAAAUAGUGUUACUGUUGCCCUUAAAACUUCUUUACUCUGUAAAAGAAACGGAGAAACAACAGUGUGAAAUCUGUUUACGUGAUAUAUGUAAGCACAGUUGAUACAAGUAUUGUGUAACUUCCUAGCAUGGAUGAGUUAUGAUACCCAAGGUACGGAUAGCAAAAUACGUGUGAAAAAUAGCUUUUUGUUAAUUUAAACGGUUCAUUAGAACAAACUUAAAAGGCAAAACUUAUCGAUAACUAAGAUUUGACCACAUAAAUAUAAUCUGGGCUAAACGUAUAAAGUGGGUGUUUGGAACUGAAAAGUGUAAGAUUUGUGAUAAGCUGUUGCCAGUGAUUAAAGCCUACUAAUUAGAGAAAUACGUACAUUUACCAUUCACUGGAUGAGUGUAAACUGCAGAUGUGGAUGUCCAAUAGUCAAAAAGUGGGUGACCUCACAAUGGUCAUUAAAGCUUAAACUGAUCAGUUUCCCAUCAUUCCUAGUCACAACACGGAUUUUUCUGUUCAGUUCUAUGGUUUUAGUUGAUUUCCCACUACAAGUUGACCUGGGGGGAGGUUAGAUGAAAGAGUCCAAAAAUAGGGUAACCGCUUGCUUGUUACUCGAGAGGAAGGAAAUCCCAAAUGUUAUAAAUUAAAACGUACAUGCAUGGCAUCAGUCUUGAGAAAAGUAUGGCUGCCCAAAACUACAGAUUUCUUUUUUAAAUUUAUCUUAUUGGUUUGUUACAUUACAAGCUGAAAUGUCCAUAAGUUGGUAAUGCCCUGAAGUUCAAGGGGGGGAAGUUGUUAUAUACAUAUGGUAGAGUAAGACACAACUAUUUAUUUUUGUUUCAAAAGGAAAUUGAUCAUUCAAGAAACAUCUUUUUUGGUAAAUAUAUAUGUUUUGGGGACUUGAUUGUCAGAUGUAAGCCGCGAUAAAUUAUGUCAUUGUUUCUUAGUUUGUAGAAUAUGUGAAAGUCUCCAGUACUUAGAAAUAUUGGGCAAGUCUAUACGUACAUAGGUGGAAUAUUUUCAUCCGUGAACUCUAUGUGGUCACUAGUGAUGGUAGUUCCGCGUGGUUGGUGUAUAUCGUGAUCAGUAUUACAUACCAGUAUUAU
Limulus polyphemus (Atlantic horseshoe crab) is the source of this 5004-nucleotide messenger RNA. RefSeq names its product cytospin-A-like. The transcript has 16 exons. Gene Ontology annotation, biological process: actin cytoskeleton organization. Gene Ontology annotation, cellular component: microtubule organizing center; filamentous actin. The record is from RefSeq and is a predicted model, not a curated record. Bases 430 to 3648 code for a protein of 1072 amino acids. NCBI's taxonomy places the organism in Eukaryota, Metazoa, Arthropoda, Merostomata, Xiphosura, Limulidae. Gene Ontology annotation, molecular function: protein binding.